This is a messenger RNA of Xenopus laevis (African clawed frog), 5298 nucleotides long. RefSeq names its product transmembrane protein 229b-like (gene tmem229b.S). The transcript has 5 exons. Bases 732 to 1238 code for a protein of 168 amino acids. The record is from RefSeq and is a predicted model, not a curated record. Lineage: Eukaryota; Metazoa; Chordata; Amphibia; Anura; Pipidae.
AAAGGAUUAGGCUGGUGAACUACUAACCAGAUGGCCACCAUAAUUUAGAAAAGUCCUUCUUCUGCAACAAAUAAUUUGCUGCCGCUUUGAUACAUUUCUUGCGUUAGUCCCAAUGCCAUUAAAAAAGCAGAGAGAGAAUUUGAGGCAAGGCUGUACUGUUCACCAGAAAAAAGGGCAACUCCACUGCAGACGCGAGACGGCUACAGCAGCAGAGGAGUUAAUAAAGGGAAGCGACUUAUCACAAGAGAGCAUGUGCAGAUGGACUGCAUGUAUAAAAUGGGUGGCAGGCUGAUUUAAUCUACAGUACAGUACCUGCCAUACCAGAGAGGAAGAGAAUAGAAAGCGGAGCAACAUUCCCGGACAGCCCCCACCAUGUCCCUGCCCUGAGGUAGGUGUGCUGUAAUGCUGCAAGGUGCACGGUUAUGUGAUGAUGCCGGAUGUGUAGCCCUGCAUUUUCUACUGCACUUGUGAUGGACACAGCGGUGACCCAGAAGCAGUUGUGCAAAACAAACAUUUGCCAACAAGACUCCCUGACAUUCUCACUGUUUAAGAAAGAAGAAAAAGAAUCUGCUGGGAUCAAGUGUUUGUGUUGAAGCUGCACAUCAUCUUGGAUUCUGGGGGCCCAGUGAGGUCCUUCAUCAACACUGCGCAUUGUUAGCCCUAUAUUUUGUUGUUUCUGCCAAUUUGUUUGAAAGAAACCUUACAUUGCGUGGGACACCAGAACUGGAAGCAUGGCACCCCCAGAGCCCCUUACUGCUCUGUCCCGUUGGUACCUCUAUGCAAUUCAUGGUUAUUUCUGUGAAGUAAUGUUUACAGCGGCGUGGGACUUUGUGGUCAACUACAACUGGAAAUUUCCUGGAGUUACCAGUGUGUGGGCGCUAUUUAUUUAUGGCACCUCUAUCCUCAUCGUAGAGAAGAUGUAUUUAUAUUUAAAAGACAAGUGUAACAUUUUAAUAAGAUGUUUUAUUUAUACCCUGUGGACAUAUAUGUGGGAGUUCAGCACAGGUCUAAUUUUACGACAGUUUAAUGCUUGCCCCUGGGACUACUCACAGUUUGAUUUUGACUUCAUGGGUUUGAUUACCCUGGAAUAUGCCAUUCCAUGGUUUUGUGCAGCCUUCAUCAUGGAACAACUUGUUAUCCGGAACACCCUGCGUUUACGUUUUGAUGAACAUGCAGAGCGGGGUUCGCCAGUUAUGUCCACUGGUUCUAUGGCUAAUGGUCAUGUUAAAUGUAAUUAAUGAUUUAAUACUGUGAAUCAGAAAUGCAACACUAAUGUUACCAUUGUUUCCAAGUCUCAAGGUCUCAUUACGCACAGCAAUAUACUGUAACUCGCAUGAAAGUCUCUUUUAUUACCAUCCAUUUGUUUUGGCUGCAAGUGAAAAUGUGUCAAUAGCUUCUUUCUCAGCUAGGGCCUGUGACAUUUAUAAGUAUAUUUUCUGCCUUCUCUUCAAUCACCAAAAUAUAGCCUAUGGUAUAAAAACCUUAAGUCUUGCUUACCAUUAAAUAUAUGCCUUUUAUUGUUUAAAUACCAAACCUUCUAAAUUGCCCCAUUUUCAAUAAAUUGUAAUACUCUACAGAAUGAGAGAAUACUGACUGUUGAUACCUCUGGGGAAAUGUAUCUCUAUUAAGUGAUAUUAAUACAAACUAUUUUUAGCAGGGGAUUAUUGUGAAGUGGUGUGGUAUCGGAAAAAAAGCCAUGGAAUCAUGAUUUAUGUGCAGGCUAAAUUGACAGUUAUAUGUAACAGUGAUACAAGGCAGAUUUUGAUCGAUGGGACUUUCUGGUAACUAUGAAUUGUUUUGAGAAGUUUAGGAGCAAGUGUCUCAGGCUAAAUUGACAGUUAUAUGUAACAGUGAUACAAGGCAGAUUUUGAUCGAUGGGACUUUCUGGUAACUAUGAAUUGUUUUGAGAAGUUUAGGAGCAAGUGUCUCAUUUUACAUGCAUUCUUUUUUUAUUUUUUCCCUUGAGAUGGUUUAUUUGGGUAAAUUUUCUGUUUUGAUUUAAUAGCUGCAGAAAUGGUAUUACCUGCACAAAUAAUGUAUUACUGAAAAGGAAAGAUUGCAAUAUAUUUAUAAAAUCACUUGAUCUUUCCCAAAAAUCUCUUAACAGGGAAUUCCAAAUACGGUGCUAUGAUAUCUAUAGCAAAAGCAAUGUAUGGUAUUCAAGAGAUAGCUGCACUAGGUAUUCCCUUGCCUUACUGCUUAGUCCAUGUGUGUGGGACCUGGAUGGAGACUGUUGAUUUUGGCAACCAUUCUGGAAGAGCAAUGGCAUACUUACUUAAAUUAAAGGAAGACACGAUUGUUCUUCUACACACACCACUCAUGCCACCCACAAUCACAUUGUUUGUAGGUUGCGUUAAAAAAAACCAGGUCUUGUAUUAGCUUUUGUGUUGUUGAGUGUAAUACAUAUGGAGGGGCAGUGCUGUUGAAUAUGAUGACCCUUUAUAAACAAUAACCAGGGUCUUUUUUUGUCCUGGAUAUAUAUAGUGUAUAGGGAUGGAGAGAAGAGGGCUAAGCAAAAUAUUCUCCAUAAAAUGAUAAAAUGCACAGCAGUUGUAAAUGGAUUAGGGACAGCCAGAUGAUGCCGUUCUUUUUUAAUGACUGGAGGCUUACAUUUCCAUGUUUUAUAUUCUUGUGCCUCAUAGUAUGAUCACUGACCAUGCAUAAUAUCCAAAGGCUCCCUUGUACGUACAUCACCUGGAAAAAGGCAUGCAAACAGUGCAUGUUGCUGCUAAUAUUGUACGUCUUCCUGUCUUGAUAUUGCUAACUAAAUUCCCCGAUCAGAAUACUUGAGUUGCAUGGUGAUUUAUAUAUAUUUCUAUUUUUCUACUGAGUACCAACGUUAUCAAUAAAAGCAAAGGCCCGUCAGCCAGGCACUCAGGGUUUUAUUACUUCUAGUAGGAAUUGCGGAUAAUGCAUCAGCAUUUUCUCAAAUCAGGCAAUAGUGGGGGAAUUUAUGUUCUUUUGAUAAAAAACCCUUCUGCAAAUAGUGCAGCUUCCCUAACACAGCUUUAUACAAUUUCAAGAAGGGAAAUUGAAAAACACUUGUUAUUUUUAAUAAUACAUUUAAAUUGCCAUUAGCAAGAAGGGAAGGGAAAAUGUAUGAUUUUUUUAAAGGGCACCUGUCAUUGCUAUUAAAUUUUUUUAAAUAUUUUCUCCUAUUUUUAGACUUCCUCAACCUAAAAGUUUGUUUCUCCUGAAAAUAACUCAACAUUGCUGUAUGCAAAUGUUAGUUCGUGUUAGUAGUUUGUGUUAGAAUCAGCCAUUUAUACCACUGAAAAAAAUGUUGAGGAACCAAUAACUAUGAAGCAGAUGAAUUAAACUGCUACUGUUUUUGCAGAAAUAAUAAGGGCUCUGCAUAUAAAUUCAGUGCUGUAGCAAAAAGAUAGUUUUUGCUCUUUUGUAAACCCAAAAUAUUGGUAUGUUAUACUUCAGGAUGGGUACGUAUGAUGGCGAAUGGGCUUGCUUUUGUCCUCAUUUGAUCCGUAGUAUACAGAACAUCUUGAGUAUAGUGCAUAGUAUGGGUUAUACUUUAUGGGUUCAAUUCAUUUAAAUAGAUACUGUCAUCACACAAUUACUCUUUUUUAUCUGUAGUUCCCCGUGUACUAUAUAUUAUUUCACAUAACCUUAAAUAACAGUGUUCUGUUUCCUGGUAAAUAAUACAGUUUUUCAUAUUAUGUAUGCAAAUUAUGUAUGUACUUUGUUUACAUUCUUCUCCUUCUACUUGAGCUAACCUUAGAGCACCAGCCUGGUCUUCUAUUUAAAGGGAUACUAUCAUAGAUAAUUUUGAUCACCAUCUUAAAGUAAAACAGUAUUAUAACACAAUAGUUUCUUUGAAUUAGUUAUCACAUUGGUAAAAAUGUAUUGUACAUACUUUCUCCAUGCUCUUUUUUUCAAUCAGGAACAUCACUGUCAAUGGGCAACUAAGAGAUGAGCUCAAAUCAAUCAUAAGGCCACACCCUGAAGUGUAUAUGUCAGUUGAUAACUUAGAGGCCUCUUUACCAACAUGCAUCAAGUAAAUUUUUUGGAGGGGGGGGAUUUACAUUUCCAUUACAAUUUAUUCCACCAUGAAAAUAGUGUCCCUAUAAAAGCUUUCUUAUAGACUUCUCUUCUUUUUAAAAUAUCCUUCUAUACGUUAAAUAGAAUUGAAGAAAUUAAAUAACAAAAUACACUUUUGAGAAAAGAUCUUGGAGCCACUGUAUGUAUACACCUUCAAAAAUUAGACUGUUAAUAUAAAUGGUAAAAUCUCAUAUAUAGGCAUGAGCAAAUGUUUUCGCCGCAGAAAUGAUGCCCAUAGACUUCAAUGGGAGAAAAAAAACGUGCAUCGAAAAAAAAAAUGUGCGUCAAAAACAUUUGUAGCUCAUAGAUUAAUGCAUUUCGGCGAGUAUUUGCCGGCGGCAAUAUUUUGCCGAAACAGGUUGAAUGUGGUGUUCUAAUGGCGUAAAAUCACACCUGUUUUUUUUUUUUGUGAAUUACGUUUUACACAGCAUAAUAAAUAUGCCCCUAACUGUGCAAAAUGUGAGGACAGAGAACUAAACACAUGUUGUGUAACAUUUUGGACAGGUCCAAUAGCCCAGUCAGUUGGUUUAGGUGUGUGCACAAAUUUUGAGGCCAGCACACACAAAAAAUCGUGGAGUGCACAAAGAAUUUUGUGUUAAACACAAAAGUUAAAAAUGUGCGCAAAAAAAGAGUUUUUGCACACAUAGCCAAGAAGGAAUUAGAGGGAACAUUGCACAUAAGUCACAACAAUUGCACAGGCAAAUCUGCAUCUGGGCAGUAACUCAUGACAACCUGCAGCUGAUUGAAAAAUAAUAAUUUUCUAUGGGUUACUGCCAAGUGCACCAUUGCCUAGCAUGCCUCAAUGAACAAUGGUUUGUUUAAAGGCUUUUGUCAUAGUAGUCGGAAGGAUUAUUAAAUUAAUUAAUUUGUGAAUAUGUUAGUGUAUCGUCACAACAUGCAAGGCUAAGUCAAUUGGCCAUUCGAUUCAAAACAGUAAGCAAUCAUCAACUACAGCCUUUAUAAACCAUUUGGUUUGGGUACAAUGCAUUAAGCCAUAUAUGUUGGUGUCCCUUCAUUUCACAAUUGCUUGUACAGGUACGAAAUUUAUAUUCCUUGGGUUUUCCAGAUAAGAGAUCUUUCUGUAAUUUGGAUCACCAUACCUUAAAUCUGCUAAAAAUCAUUUAAAUGUUAAAUAAACCCAAUAGGAUUGUUUUGCCACAAAAGUUUGAUUUUUUUUGCAGCUAAGUUGCCACAAGUAUAAUAUACUGUUCUAGUAUUACAGAGAAAAAAGGAAUUUUUUUU